Messenger RNA from Periconia digitata, 1161 nucleotides. NCBI's taxonomy places the organism in Eukaryota, Fungi, Ascomycota, Dothideomycetes, Pleosporales, Periconiaceae. The record is from the annotation of a GenBank genome assembly.
UCUCGAAAGAUCGCCUGAAUUGCCUACGCCACCACAAGGAGAGAGACCUUCACUCUGGGAGCAGAAAUGACACCCCCCGUUGACCCGACCAAUUUGGCGGCGAUGAACGCUAUGCUGCCUCCUCCCACUAACCGGAACGACUUGGGACACGGUCCCUUGGUUAUGGGCGUGAGUUGGACCUUCUCCGCGCUCGCGAUCAUCCUGGUGGGUGUGCGCUUCUGGCUUCGCAUAGGCAUCAUGGCGGCGAAAGUCCAACUGGAAGAUUGGCUCAUGUUACUUGCGACGGUGCUAAAUACGGCCUGUGUAUCGUGUCUGACGGUCGCGUUCCACUAUGGCUUCGGCAAACACGACAAGAGCCUUCUUUUCAGUGAAGCGGUCAACAUUGCAAAAUGGAUCUGGAUGUCCUUCACCCCAGGCAUCACAUGCUCCAUCGCUGCUAGAAUCUCCAUUGCCGUGCUGCUCUGCCGCAUCUUCGGCAUCCAUAAGCGCCUCAAAUGGUUCCUCAUCUUCAUCACCGUCCUCCAAGUCGGCGCCAGUAUAGCGCUAGCAUUGACUAGCUGGCUUCAAAUCCGCCCCGUGCAAGCCCUGUGGAACCCGCGCAUCCCCCACAAAGCCAUCAGCUCCAACGUAGUAGCCCGCCUGGGCAACGUAACGGGCGGCCUCUUCGCACUGGGAGAUCUGGCCUACGUUUUCGGCCCCGUGAUAGCCGUCUCCAAACUCAAUAUGCGACUCCAGCGCAAGAUCGCCAUCGGCACCCUCCUGGCACUCUCCCUCUUCACCAUGGGAUGCUCCAUCGCGAAAUCCGUCGCCGCAAGAUCCGGCACCCAAUCCACAGCCGACAAACAAUACAAAUCGUCGCUCUCCCUCAUGUGGUCAGUGACGGAGCAAACGUUCGUCAUCAUGAUGGGCUGCGCACCCACCCUGGGCUCCCUCACCAAGGUCAAGGCCAUUUCCGACAUGGCUUCGUCGCUCGGCAGUCUGUUCAAGAGUCGCAGGAGCGGCACUGAUGGUAGCGGGCGCAUCACUGGCGACGGUUAUUAUGAGUUGGGCGCUUCGGGCAAGUCGGCGAACGUCUCGGGCGUCCAGAGCGUGGAGACGGGCAAGGUGCGGAGAACAGAUGCUUACACCGUCGAGUACGAGCGGGAGCGGGAGCGCGUGUAA